GUGCCGCGGUUUCGGAUUCCCACGCCUCCUUUUUCCGCUCUUUCCUUCUUUUUCCUUUUAAGAGAAUGCCGCGUCGAUUCGACGCAAUUGCUUUGCAUGCCCGCCCCAUUUCCAUAUUGCGCUCCGUCACCAGUAGACUCGAACAAAGCGCCGAACUCCGACGUGCACCGGCGCCCACCAUGAGAUCCCCUCGUCGUCCUUGCUUUCUCGCCCUCCCUGUCCUCCUCCUCGUCCUCCUCGGCGCCGUCCUGCCCGCUCCCGCCGCCGCGUCUUCUGGCAAGGCUCUCGGCGGCUGGACGCCGAUCAAGGACGUCAACGACCCCCACGUUCAAGAGAUCGCCCAGUUCGCCGUCUCCGAGCACAACAAGCAGGCGAACUCCGCCCUCGCCCUUGGCAAGGUGGCGAAGGGCGAGACCCAGGUGGUGUCGGGGACGAACUACCGCCUCGUGCUGAGCGCGAGCGACGGGAGCGGCUCGUCGGCGAAGUAUGAGGCUGUGGUGUGGGAGAAGCCGUGGGAGAAGUUCCGGCAGCUCACCUCCUUCAAGAAGCUGGUCAACAGCUAAAUAAUAAGCGCACCUACGAGUCGCCGUACUUGUGUCGUCGAUCUUCUCCGAUCAAUAAAGCCAAUAAGAUCUCGAUCACUACGUCUCAUGUUCUAUUGCUCCUGUGAUGUUGAAUAGUGUGUGAGGGAGUAAUAUAUCGUAAGAAAUGUAUUCUGGUUCCCUUCUUCU
Molecule: messenger RNA, 731 nt
Organism: Musa acuminata AAA Group (dessert banana)
Lineage: Eukaryota; Viridiplantae; Streptophyta; Magnoliopsida; Zingiberales; Musaceae
Product: cysteine proteinase inhibitor 1-like
Exons: 2
Coding region: 66-563 (165 amino acids)
Molecular function (GO): cysteine-type endopeptidase inhibitor activity
Source: RefSeq, a predicted model, not a curated record